AUGGAAGCCGUAAUAAAUUCGUUGCAAUUCAGUGCCGCACUGCAACUGUUUCUCAACACACUGGUAGUAACGCACCUUUCCGAGCACUACAGUGUCUGCGUUGCACGUAGUGUUCACGAUGAUAUACGUCUCGGAUUUCCUCGACCCGUUGUUAGUUUGCUGGAGGACAAUUUCAAAUUAGCGCCUGAUAGCGACGAACCACUGCGCCAUUUCGUAGCGGCAAUUGAUGCCGGAUGCGAGGGUUUCGUAAUAACGAACGACAUGCUUUUCCCGUUUCUGGACAUCUUUCGAUCAGCCCACGAGGAGGCAUCCUUUCGGGCUCGUAACAGACGCAUCAUUGCCAUUACACAGCUUGAUGAUUCCCAAAGGAAGCGUUUGAUACAGCACGAUAUCAUGGAAGCUAUCCCCAACAUGCUGAUGGUGGUUCCAAACGCAACGGCCCGCACCAUUGAGGUGUACACCACCAAGCUAUCGGGAGCAGAACCUCGAGGAAUAACGACCGAGCUAAUACGUCUGGAACGCAUCAAUCUCGAGACAUUACCGGUAGAUUCUCUACCAGCAUCUUUGGUGAAUUUUCCGAAUCAGCUAAGCAACAUGCAGGGACGAAGGGUUCGUCUGUCUACCUUACCCUAUCCACCGUGUACCGUAGUUUAUGAAGUGCCAUUGGGACAAGGAAAUGCACGCAGCACGACGCCGGCCAAUUACUCGCUCCAGGUGGACGGCACUGAAAUACUGAUGGUCCUGGAGCUGUGUCAUCGCAUCAACUGUUCGGUAGAAAUUGAGCUUGUGGCCAACUCAGAAUGGGGCCAGGUGUAUCCCAAUGGCUCCUCGGACGGAUUGAUCGGGUCACUGAUAAAUCGGCGAUCGGAUGUAUCUGUAGCAGCAAUUUAUCGUUGGUACGUCUGGUAUAAGUACAUGACGAUGUCCGUGUACACCGGCAGAUCCGGAACCUCAUGUCUUGUUCCACGUCCUCUACCGAAGCCGUUCUGGCAGACACCAUUCCUGUCGUUUCCUCCCAGUCUUUGGUUGACCGUUUCCGUAUCAUUUUGCUUUGGAGCUACGGCCGUGUACCUCACCGAGCGUGCUCAGGAGGAACUCCGUCCAGCGACUAGAACCACCCAUCGGUACCAAGUCAUCGAUGCCAUUUUCUUCAUGGCUAGCCUGUACGUAGAGCAGUCAGUUCCCUUGCCGAAAAGCCUGAUGGCGGGGUCGGUACUGGUUUCGUUUCUGCUCUUCGGAGGGUUUAUGGUCGGCAAUAGUUACGCGGGAUCACUCGCGUACGUGAUGACGAUACCACGGUACCAGAAAUCUAUCGACACACGUGCCGAUUUGGCCGCGAGCGGUAUCAAGUGGUCCGGUCGGUCCAUCAUCUGGAUUAAUUCGUUCGUAAUGACGACACAACCAGAGCUAGUCACGAUACGGGAUAACUUCUUAGUGCGCGACAGUGCGACCAUGGAACGGUACAUAAAAUCUCACCUCAACAUGGGUUAUGCUAGCGAGCGGCUAAUGUACGGGAGCUAUCCGGUUGAGCCGUUUAUCGAUCUCAACGCCUCCCGGUUUCUGCAACCACUCAAGGAGGAUCUAAUGUGGGAACAGACCAUAACUGCGUGUUCUAAAACCUGGCCACUGAUGGAAUUGUACGAUGAUUUACUGUUGCGCGUGCACCAGAGCGGUAUUUUGCGGUACUGGGAGAUAAUCAGCGUAAUUCGGAAUAUGAACUUACAAAUUCAACGAAAUCUAGCUGAUGCUCGCCUUUUGCAACAAGCCGAAAACGAGCCAGUUAAGCUCACUAUAGCGCACUUUCUGGGUGUGUUCUUCAUUCUGUUUGGGGGAUUAGCUUUCGCCACGCUGUCGUUCAUCGGUGAGGUACUAAAACAUCGUACGCAGGCAUCCUGGACAUCUAGCCGAAUGAAGCCUAUCCUGAGGAAUCGAAUGGAUCCUAACAUCCGCAACAAUAGCGUGUGGAUUGAUUAG
Molecule: messenger RNA, 1974 nt
Organism: Anopheles nili
Lineage: Eukaryota; Metazoa; Arthropoda; Insecta; Diptera; Culicidae
Exons: 5
Coding region: 1-1974 (657 amino acids)
Cellular component (GO): membrane
Molecular function (GO): ligand-gated monoatomic ion channel activity
Source: RefSeq, a predicted model, not a curated record